Zychaea mexicana is the source of this 1143-nucleotide messenger RNA. RefSeq lists its product as uncharacterized. NCBI's taxonomy places the organism in Eukaryota, Fungi, Mucoromycota, Mucoromycetes, Mucorales, Lichtheimiaceae. Bases 1 to 1143 code for a protein of 380 amino acids. The record is from RefSeq and is a predicted model, not a curated record. The transcript is spliced from 6 exons.
AUGGUCUGCUCGGACUCUUGCUUUUCAUUAGUCGUAAUUCUAGUCUACGUGUCUGCAAAUCUCACAGCAACUACAUUUCAUGCGCGACGAGAGUCUGUCUCUGCCGAAACAGCAUCAUCACCACAAACGUAUUACGAUGGUACCCCUAGCCAGCAAGAAGAGUCUUAUCCUGCUGUUAAUACCGAUCCCUAUCACAACACAGACUAUUACAGGAACAAGGCAUUCGUUACCGUGGUAACCGAUGCGAGCUCGAUUGAUGCGACUGUCGUUUCAAUUUAUUCGCUUCAAACUAUCGCAAAGACGCAGGCCAAUAUUGUAGUUGUUUUGGAGACUGAUGAAACAACAAAAGCAUCAGCUUCGUCUGCCAAUCAGUUUGCUGCUAUGGAUGUCCAAAUAUUACAUGCAUCUCCUGGCUCCGAUCCCAUAUCACAGGCAUUAAUCCAUUAUAGGAAGCUUGUGUACUUUUCAAGCGAGAUCUUGUUCAAAAAGAACAUCGACCAUUAUUUUGGCUACCCUGCGCAUGCUGUUCUUGAAGAUUCAGAGGAUGGACAAGAAAACCUUUUCAAUGAACAUGGAGAAAAAGUUUACGAUCCAAUGGAAGAUGUUUUAACACAAAUUGACGAUCCCAAUAUAGUUCUUGAAACAAUAACCAAUCGAGAAACUUACUUGAGUGCUAAACGCCCCGAAAAAGCUACUGGUGAACCAUCAGUUACGAAGCCGAUGAAAUCUAGUAAUUUGACUAAAUCAAUCAAGUCAUACAGUAUUUAUAGUGAUACGACCAGAGAAUCGUUUAUCGACCGUAUGCUUGAGCAACCGCAGGAGCGUGGCUUAGUGGCUAAAGUUGCAAGAGAACUCAACGUGAAGUACCGUACUGCACUGAAUUGGUGGCACAUUUAUGAAGAAACGGAAGGAGUGCCGUAUAAAAAUAGUGAAAAAAACAGUGGUCCAAAAAGCUCAUUCACAACUGAGCAUAACGAGUACAUUACCAAGCUACUUGACAACGACCCUCAGAUAUUUGCGGACGAUAUUAUAAAUAGCUUGACUGAACAAUUCGAAGGCUUCACCAUUUCAAAAUCACAAAUGAACAACCAUUCACGUAAUACCAUGCUUAUCACUCUGAAGCCGGUUUCCACAUCAACAUGA